Molecule: messenger RNA, 1935 nt
Organism: Penicillium samsonianum
Lineage: Eukaryota; Fungi; Ascomycota; Eurotiomycetes; Eurotiales; Aspergillaceae
Exons: 2
Coding region: 1-1935 (644 amino acids)
Source: RefSeq, a predicted model, not a curated record
AUGCCUGCCCAUCACCAUUGCAACGCUCAUGCCGGCCUGCCCCGGGUUUGGCUGGGUUGGGGUGAGCUGGGCAACCGCAAGGCUCAACUCCAAGCCGAGCAGAACGAAUACUUCGAGACCCAUACCCCCGAUUUCAAGCUGCGACACCCAGACAGCCGCCGACGCGGCUGGGAUGUGCACUUGGAUGUCAUUCGCAAGUCAACCCGUUGGAUUGACUGGCGAAUCCACAAGACUGGUGAUAAGCAGAAGCUUGUUCUUCCUGAUUUGGUACAUCCUGAGAAGGUUGAUAGCCUUCUUAAUUUCUUUUAUACUGGUGACUAUUCGGUUGACGAAGCAGACUUGAGAUAUUACUCGGUUAGGCCCUGCCCUGGUGGCUGCGUGACUUGUCCUCAGAUCUGUCAGCUCUUGCGCAUUCAUUUGUCCAUGUUUCAAACUGCUCUUCUUCUUAGAAUUACUGACCUCCAGGCUAUUGCUUUCCGCAGAUUCCGUGAUCUCAUGGAUACUGCUCCUGCUUUCGUUUUGCAGUAUGCUGUUCACGCAGUGUAUAGUAGGCAGCCUAUCCCCGACGGGAGCAACAACUUUCAGAUCACUGGUUUAAAGACUGUCAAGGAUUAUCGCCCUGAGUUGGUACUUCCUGCAGUUCUUAGGUAUUGUGGGUAUUACCGACUGAAUCCUCAGCAGAUGAAAAGACACGGGCGGAAAGUGAGGGUUUUUGGCGAGUCGGAGUUCGCUGAGCUACGCCGGAAAAGCCCUAAGUUUGAUGGAGAUCUGGCACUGGGAAUGUGGCUGGACACUAUUGAUAUCACAGUUCCGACGAUUCAGUUCCCGGGUAACUCAGAGCCCAUCAGGUCCCUUCAUCCCUACAUGCACGCUACACUCCCCCCACAGGUGGUAGACCCCAGACGGUCAAACUAUCAGUAUGUUACAUACUUGCAGCCAUUGCCCUUCAAGGAUUCCAAUGACCAGCGACCUUCUAACACACCUACAUGGACCCCGUCCCCUGUGCCCACCUCUACUGGGUCUUUUGCUACCACGCGGACCUCGUUGCAAAGCACGCAGACACACUCCUCAUUCAACCAGAGCAGCCAGGCUUCUUUGCAGCAGAUUCCAGACCUUCCUCAAUUGACCCUAGAACAGACAGAGGACCUGAGUUUCCUUGACGAAGCUCUACUUGAUACCACUAUGGAUCAAGUCAACGCACAACUCCCACAAGAGUAUUCCACGGGCCCAGCCGAUUUUAAAAAUAUUGACUGGACACACACGAUGGACUGGAGCGGAGCGGAUGUACCAAAUAUAGACUUCAGCGCGCUUUUGAAUGAUGAUACCAUGGGUGAGCCAGAUGCUAAUGCAUUGGACUUGACACAGGCGAUGAACUGGACCGAAGAGGACCUUGCUAAUGUGGACUUCACCCAGCUUUUGAAUGAUGACACUUUGGACUUGCAGUCCUUCGAUCCAUCCUGCCCAGACCUGCCCAUGGAUAUGGAUUUAGACCUACCAGACCUGAGCUCCUUUGAUCUACCGGACCAGGACUCCUUUGAUCUGAUGGGCCUACCUGAUAUCGACUUUUCCGGACUGACUUCACAAGAUUCUAUCGACGGUGCAUUCUCGACUCAACCCCUGCACAUGGACCCGAUCUUCCCCGAGGGAAUGGAUGGCUAUGUCGCUCAGCCUCAGCAGAUUACCUUUCUUCCACAGCCAUUGAACUCGGAGAUGGUUAUAGACUCUACUGCUUCCAGCCUGAGGGUCCGACAGUCAAUCCGGCCGGCGGCCCUUUCUGCACAAACCCCAGCUGAACAACAGGCAGCGCGGUAUGCGUUCCUUUCUGCAAGAGCCAAAUCUCAUGCAUCGGCUUCACGUCAGAGUCAGGACUCUACUCAAACCCGGUACAAUUUGAGGAGUCGCCCUAGCGUGACUGAUUCGACUGAGGAACUCUAG